AUGCAAAUGAUUUUCGUAUUCAUGGCCAUCGCAAUGUGUAGAUUAGAAGUUGCCGCUGUACAUUUCCGAACGCCCGAUGGGCACAUUCUCUUGCCGGAGCACAUUCCAUCGACACCAGUCCUGUUUAUGGAGUUUGAGGCAUUUUCAAGAAAGUUCAGGCUCAUGCUUACAGACUCGUCGCAUUACAUCAAUGGCAUUACAAUGAAGAAAAGCCUGUGCGACUUUUCAAUAUCAUCCCAAUCUGAAGACGACUGCUACGGCUCUUUGUCGUUCUGUGCAGAAAUCAGUGGUAGAUUUGUUUUGCACCAAUACAUAUACACUAUCAGAUCAACAGCAGCCAACAGCAUUCAUAUACACCAAGCAGAAUACACAGCACAUCAUCCAAAUGCAAUCACUGAGCUGAAAACAGCCACAUUACCGGCUAAGGCUACAAAGUACCCACAAAAGACAUUGCAAAUCUUCCUGAUCAAUGACUUUGAGCGUGUUCAAGAAGUCGGCCCUGGCAUUAACCACAAAACGGUGCAAAUGUUUAAUAUCUCAAAAAGCAUACUUGAAAAAAACAAAUGGAAAAGGUACAGCAUAAACCUAAAAUUGAACGGAAUACUAAAUGUGGUGCAUUCUCCAUUGGCUCAAAAUCAACCAAAUACACAUUCGACUCAAACAAUACUUGAAGAUCGAACUGAAGGGCUCGAACAAAUUGACAACAUCAGAGCUUUACAUACAUUCAGUGGCAUGUUUAGAUCAGUCGACAAUAAAAAAGAUGUAGUGGAAGAGCUGCUAGACCAGGCAGGUCUGAUUGUUCUUCUCCAACCAUCUGGACGCAUUGUCAGCGGAUUAACUUUUGCUAACGGGUUUGGAUCCUCCGAUAGAAGAUUCAGCAUAGUCAGGAUAUCAGGCACAGAUUCCUACUUCCACCAGGGGAGAAUUCUGGCACAUGAAAUAGCACAUUCAAUCGGUGCAGAUCAUGAACUGUGUGGGAUGUGCCUGAUGAAACCGGAAGCAAAUCCUGUUGGCAAUGAGGAUGAUGUGUUUCUGAGCAGUGAAGCCAUAGAUGCUGUGGAGCACUUUCUGUAUACAAGCAACAUUCACACUGAUGCAGCCAACACAUGUGGAAAUGGAUUGAUAAGUGAUGAUAAGGAAUGUGACUCGGGCUUGUAUGGUGGAUCACUAUGCUGCACAAAUAAGUGCAAAUUAAGGCCUGGGAUGCAGUGCGAUGGCUGA
Ordospora pajunii is the source of this 1221-nucleotide messenger RNA. RefSeq lists its product as uncharacterized. The coding region runs from base 1 to 1221 and encodes 406 amino acids. Gene Ontology annotation, molecular function: metallopeptidase activity. Lineage: Eukaryota; Fungi; Microsporidia; Ordosporidae. The transcript has a single exon. The record is from RefSeq and is a predicted model, not a curated record.